AUGAUUUGGUAUGUGGCCACUUUGAUAGCAAGUGUAUUCAGCACCCGAGGAACGGCCGCUCAAGGUGCCCACGGAGUGCGAGAGGAGCCCCAGUUUGUGACGGCGCGCGCAGGAGAGAGCGUCAUCUUGGGAUGCGACGUGUCUCACCCCCUGAAUGGACAGCCCUAUGUGGUGGAGUGGUUCAAGUAUGGCAUGCCGAUCCCUUUCUUCAUCAACUUUCGCUUUUACCCUCCUCACGUGGAUCCAGAAUACGCCGGUCGGGCCAGUCUGCACGGCAAGUCCUCCCUGCGGAUAGAGAACGUGCGCUCAGACGACCAAGGCUGGUACGAGUGUAAAGUUCUGAUGUUGGAGCAGCAGUAUGACACCUUCCACAACGGCAGCUGGGUGCAUCUAACCGUCAAUGCCCCCCCCACAUUCACAGACACACCACCUCAGUACGUCGAGGCCAAGGAAGGGGGGGGCAUCACUUUGACUUGCAUGGCCUUUGGAAACCCGAAACCCUCUGUCAGCUGGCUGCGGGAAGGCAGCCUGAUGGUCAGCAGUGCCAAGUAUAAGGUUUCUGAUGGGAGUUUGACGGUUUCAUCCAUCACCCGGGAAGAUCGUGGGGCCUACACGUGCCGGGCCUUUAGCCCCCAGGGGGAGGCCGUCCAUACAACACGGCUGCUAGUACAAGGCCCUCCGUUCAUCGUUUCGCCGCCAGAGAACAUAACGGUGAACAUCUCGCAGGAUGCCUUCUUUACCUGCCAGGCGGAGGCCUAUCCUCGCAACCUGACCUACACCUGGUUCUGGGAGGAGGACAACGUCUUCUUCAAGAACGACCUUAAGAGGAGAGUCAGUAUUCUCAUUGACGGUUCUCUCAUCAUCGCCCAAGUCAAGCCAGAGGAUGCUGGGAAAUACACCUGUGCUCCCAGCAACAGCCUGGGCCAGCCGCCGUCUGCCUCGGCCCACCUAACAGUGCAAUAUCCUGCCCGCGUGAUGAACAUGCCAUCUGUCAUCUACGUGGCCAUUGGUCUGCCAGGAUUCAUCCGCUGCCCAGUAGAUGCCAACCCUCCUGUAACUCUGGUUAAGUGGAAGAAAGACGGCCUCCCCCUGCGGAUAGAUAAGUACCCUGGAUGGAGCCAGAUGGACGACGGGAGCAUCCGCGUGGCAGAGGUGACGGAGGACUCUCUGGGCACCUACACCUGCAUGCCUUACAAUGCCCUGGGCUCCAUGGGAUGGUCCCCUCCUGCUCCCCUGGUGCUAAAGGAUCCUCCGAAAUUCUCAGUGGUUCCUGGAGGGGAGUAUAGGCAGGAGGCUGGGAGGGAGCUGGUCGUCCCCUGUGAGGCGGAGGGAGACCCCUUUCCCAACAUCACAUGGAGGAAGGUAGGGAAGCCCAGUAAAAGCAAGCACAAUGUUCUGCCCCGGGGCAGCUUACAGCUGAAGUCGCUCACAAAGGAGGACCACGGGGAGUGGGAGUGUGUCGCCACCAACGUUGCCACGAGCAUCACUGCCAGCACGCAUGUCCAAGUCAUAGGCACAAGCCCCCACGCCCCCACCAGCGUCCACGUGGCGGCCUCCUCCACCUGGGCCAACGUGUCCUGGGAGGCCGGCUAUGACGGAGGCUUCCAGCAGACAUUCUCAGUCUGGUACGGCCAUGUGCUGAAGAGGGAGCGCUUAGGUCCACAUGACUGGCUUUCCAUGCCUGUGCCUGGAGGACACGACUGGAUGGUGGUGCCUGGGUUGGAGCCAGAGACAACAUACCAGUUUAGUGUCCUGGCCCAAAACAAGCUUGGCAAAGGCCCCUUCAGCGAGGUUGUCACUGUGAACACACUAGUAUUUCCUAUAAGUACCCCUGAACCAUUGGUGCUGCUUACCCCACCACGGUGCCUCACAGCCAAUCGCACGCAGCAAGGAGUCCUGCUCACCUGGAUCCCACCUGCCAAUCACACAGCACCUGUCCAGCAUUAUGUAAUGGAGUUUCGUCUGGGAGAACGAUGGGAGAUCUUGGACGACGGCAUUCCUCCCGGGGAGUUGGAGCUGCUCGCCCGAGACCUCAUUCAGGAGGCGUGGUAUGAGUUUCGUGUCAUGGCCGUGAUGGACGACAUGAUCAGUGAGCCCAGUAAUGUGGUUGGAGUGUCCAGCACAGACUUCUUCCCGCCUCCAGAGUUGGUGGAGGAGCGUGGACUGACUCGGCCCGUGGUGGCUGGCAUCGUGGCCACCAUCUGCUUCCUUGCAGCGGCCGUGCUCUUCAGCACGAUGGCCGCCUGCUUCGUCAACAAGCAGCGCAGGAAAAAACUCAAGAGGAAACGAGACCCCCCUCUUUCCAUAACCCACUGCAGGAAAAGCCUGGAGACUCCGAGAUCUCUUAGUUUCUUUGCCAGCGUUGAGCCCUACUGGGAAGGGCUGGACGCAAGGUCAUCUUCUGGUAAGGUGAGCCCUGAGAGCGUUCGGUCAAAGGCAUCACCAUCGGACACAUCUGAAGACUGUCACGAUCAGCGUGGGAGGAAAACUCCUGUAAGUCCGGAGAAGAAGGAGGAAAUGUCUUUAUACAAAAAGACCAAACGAGCAAUAACAAGCAAGAAGUACAUCUCCAAGCAUGAAGCCGAAGCAACAACGCCUAUUGAACUCAUCAGCCGAGGCCCAGAUGGAAGAUUCGUCAUAGAUCCCAACGACAUAGAAAUGGCUGUCAAACCCCGGCGAAUCGAGGGAUUCCCCUUUGUGGAGGAAUCAGACCUUUAUCCAGAAUUCCGGCAGUCGGAUGAAGAGAAUGAUGACCCCCGGCCUCUUCCGCCGGUCAUGGCCCCCCUACGGCCCCACCAGAUUUCGCCUAUCUCUAGCCAGGAGUCCUACAUGCAGCCUCCGGCUUACAGCCCUCGAUUCCACAGACCCUUCGAAGGUAUGACCAUCAUGGAGAGCAGUCGGCUCCAGGCCUCUGGACAGAUCCGAGGCUCUCUACACCACAGGGCUUUCUAUGGCUAUUUAGGACAUCCUGGAGAUCAUGAUCCCCCGCCUCCCUUUUACCUGCCGGAGUCCAGUCCACUCAGCUCUGUCAUGUCCUCCCCGCCAUACCUUGCUGAAGGUCCUUUUGCGCACCCUAUGAUUCCUGAAGAAAUGGGAGAGGGUGAAUAUCCACAGUAUGCCGUCUCCAGCUUCCCACUUCCUCUGACGCUAACCCCUUCGUCUCGUUCUCCAGAGGUGUGGCAGGGACUGGAUUUUACCUUUUCAAGUCUGGAGGGGCCUCAGUUCAUUUUUCCACCACACCACCCUUUGCAUCUUCGCCACGACCCUCCUUAUCCCCCUCCACCUCAUGUCCUUCCCCUCAGCGCUUUCCAGCCCUCCCCCCUUCCAAUGCCCACAUACCCAGCUGUCCUGCCUCUGGAAGCUCCAAAGAGCCGCUCAAGCAAGUCUCCCAGCAAGGCCAAGCCUCAUGGCUCUCCAGCCAGGCAUUUAGCUAUGCAAGAGGCACACUUAGGGCAGCUAAGACACACAGGCCACGGUACAGGUGUGCCGGUUUUGCCUUACACCGACCCAAUGGCCCACAUAGUCCCUAGCACAUUCAGCAGCCUGGAUACACGAUGGUUGGAAACCCCCCCUCGCUUUAGCCCCAGGCAGACUCGUAGGAUGGAUCCCAGCAUGCAUCAAGUGGUUCUCCAGCCCUCUCGACUCUCCCCCCUUACCCAAAGCCCGCUUGGCUCUCAUGAGGGCUCCCCAGAGAUUGUUGUACGGCCCAGGCCACGUCCCAGCAUAGCCCAGCCUCCCUUACGCCCAGAGAUGUCUGAAAUUACCCUCCUCCCGCCCUCCACAGCCAGCUUUUCAAGGAGAUCAUCCCCCUCAUCCUCACCUGCUCUUGGCCAGGGUAGCAGGAGAGCAAGCCCCAGCUACCGUUCCCACAUGGCUUUUGCCACCUCUGCAACCAGCUACCCAGCUUCCCAGUCCCCAUCACCUCCCAUGGAAAGCAGCAACUUAUUUGGGCAGAUGCCAUCUCAGAGGAGGACUGAGGAGGCGAUCCUUCCAUCUGAGCCCUCUCCACCCCAGUUGUCAGCUUCAGGAAAACGUCGAGGUGUGCCUAGUGCCCAUUCGGGGUCUGAGAGGAUUGAUGCAUUGAGAUACCAACGUAUUAAAAAGGCCAAGAAGAUGACCAUGAACAACAAUAACUCCAAGACCAGGAAGAAAGCAGGUGUGUCCACCUCUCAGACCCAGCAGGCCUACACCUCUCAGGUACUCCAGCCCGAAGAAGCUCUCUACCUCCGCAAGAAGAAGAAACGGCCCAUUCUCGUCGACCCGUACACCCGCUUUUCUGCUCUGCUCUACCGCCGCCCACCUCGAGAGGACCAGAAGGCCAUUUUAGCUAGUAUGGACACCAUGGACCCAGACCAUGCCACCCUCCUCUGA
Molecule: messenger RNA, 4371 nt
Organism: Menidia menidia (Atlantic silverside)
Lineage: Eukaryota; Metazoa; Chordata; Actinopteri; Atheriniformes; Atherinopsidae
Source: the annotation of a GenBank genome assembly